Messenger RNA from Solanum dulcamara, 2496 nucleotides. RefSeq names its product phosphoglucan phosphatase LSF2, chloroplastic. Gene Ontology annotation, biological process: starch catabolic process; protein dephosphorylation. The transcript has 5 exons. Bases 194 to 1036 code for a protein of 280 amino acids. Lineage: Eukaryota; Viridiplantae; Streptophyta; Magnoliopsida; Solanales; Solanaceae. The record is from RefSeq and is a predicted model, not a curated record. Gene Ontology annotation, molecular function: starch binding; carbohydrate phosphatase activity; protein tyrosine/serine/threonine phosphatase activity. Gene Ontology annotation, cellular component: chloroplast.
GGGCUGCAGUUCAAGUAUUUUUCCUAGAAAUGCUAUUGUAUAGGCCCGAUCCUACAUUUUAGGCCCGAAAUAUGCUACGACUGUGUAAACAGGGGCAUCCCAUCAGGACUUGCGAGUCACAUGGCUACCUCCCCAUAGAAAAAUCUAGGAAGCUGAGAGUGGAAGGUCCACCACAUUCACAAGCAAAGAGAUAAUGGGAUCUCUCUGGAACUCCACCUACUUGUGUUCUUCAUCCCCAGUUCAAAACAAUCCAUCGUUAUUCUCUUCUUUAAGCAAGAAAAAUGUAAAUUCCUUUUGCAAUUUCACCAACAAAUCCUUCCAGAUUUCUUGCAAACUUAGUGAAAGUGAAGUUAAAGAAAACCAUGCUAGCUCCAGUAGUAAUAAGAAGAUGGAGGAAUACAACUUAGCUAUGAAGAGAAUGAUGCGUAACCCUUAUGAAUAUCACCAUGAACUUGGAAUGAACUACACAUUGAUAACAGAAGAUCUUAUUGUUGGAUCCCAGCCCCAGAAAAUUGAAGAUAUAGAUCAUUUGAAGGAAGAGGAGAAGGUCGCUUUUAUACUAAACUUGCAGCAGGACAAAGAUAUUGAGUUUUGGGGAAUAGACCUCCAGUCUAUCGUUAGAAGAUGUUCAGAGCUCGGAAUUCAUCACAUGAGAAGGCCUGCAAGAGAUUUUGAUCCAGAUUCCUUGAGGAAUGUAUUACCUAAAGCUGUUUCAUCACUGGAGUGGGCGAUUUCGGAAGGAAAAGGAAGAGUGUAUGUACAUUGCACUGCUGGAUUGGGAAGGGCACCUGCUGUUUCAAUUGCUUAUAUGUUCUGGUUCUGUGGAAUGGAUCUAGAUACAGCCUAUGAUACACUCAUUUCAAAGAGACCCUGUGGGCCCAACAAAAGGUCAAUACGAGGAGCUACUUAUGAUUUGGCUAAAAAUGGUCAGUGGAAGGAGCCCUUGGAGAAUCUGCCAGAUUAUGCCUUCGCGGAUGUAGCAGAUUGGGAGAGAAAACUGAUUCAAGAUCAUGUGCGGGCCCUUCGUGACACUUGAGAAUGCUGCAUGGAAUUAUUCGAGAGAGCGAAGCUGCUCCUUGAAGUGAAGCCCAAUGAUAGUAUGUUGCAAAUUUAGCAUAUGAAUAAGGUGCUCCUGUAACAUAUUAGGUCAGUAGAUUCCUUAUAAUUGUAUACCCCCAUUAUAAAGUGAGCCCAUCAACUGAAAGUUCAUUACAGGGGAGAACUUGUUUAUUCAUGUUGUGUAGAACAAUAGCUUGAGGGGAUCUAUGUUCUCUUGAGGGGAUCUAUGUUCUCUUUCUGUACAACAACUUACAAAGAGGUGUUCUAUAGAAUAAUAGGUUGAUACAAACGAGGAGACUCAUUGAUUCACCUAACCCUUUCACAUAAUUCACAUACAAACUACCUAGAACAACUUCGUCACUGUAAGCUAGAGAAUCUUGAUCUUAUAAGUAAUUUUAACUUCCUGCAAGGGUGUCUGCCUUGUAUAAUUUUUUUUACUUGAGCAGCCUUUUACCCUUAUGGGCUUAUCACACAACUACUUCAGUGAGUCGACUCCACAUUGCUUGGGCAGCAUGGCUGAGUUAUUGGUACUAAACUUGAGAAAGAAUAAUUUCAGUGGGAGUCUUCUAUCGUUAUGUUCUCGUAGCACUUCAUUGAUGACCACUGUCUUGAAUGGUAAUCAAUUUAAAGGGUCUACCCUAUGUCAUUGUUCAAUUGUUAUGGUUGAGAAGUCCUUGAUAUGGGGAAUAAUGCUAUAAAUGGCACAUUUCCAGCUUGUGUUUCUGAGAGAGCUGCAGGUUCUUAUAUUGAAGCUGAACAAGUUCUCUGGACCAUAAGUGCUUGGCAAACUACUUUUGCUUUCCCAUGUUGUGGAUUUUGGAUCUUUCUCCUAACAAAUUUAGUAGCUCACUGCUUGCAAAAGUUUAUGAAAGCUGGAGAAUGACGAGACCAGAUGACGGCAAACAUGAAAUAUAGCUUCAAGUUGUGCAAUGAAAUAGGGUAGUUCCUUGAUUGGUUUUCAUUCAAGACAAUAGUCAUUAAUGAAGUUUUCAGAGUACAUAAUGAUGGAAGACUUUCACUGAAAUUGUUCAUUCUCAAGUCUAGCAACAAUAGUUCAACUAUGCAAUGUAGAACUGGAUCGCUCAAUUUGUUGUGUGAUGAAACCAGAAGGGUAAAACUGCUUUAAAUUACAUAGAAAAGGUGGACAACUUUGAAGGAAGUUAAAUUUAAGUUCAAGAUACUCUAGGUUAUAGUAAUGAAGUUCCAGGUGGCUUGUAAGUGAAUUAUGUGAAAGGUUUAGGUAAAUCAAUGAGUCCCAUCUCUUUUCUAUCAACCUAGUGCUCUACAUAACCUCCUUGUAAGUAAUUUUGUCUUAGCCCACAACAUGCAGUCAGUGUACUCCAUAAGAGGAGCAUGCCCGAUAUAGAGGCUAAUAAUGCUUCAAUACUCUCUUUAAUUAAUUUCAGACUUAAUGAAUGUGGCCUUUUAAUUUGCGAA